Molecule: messenger RNA, 1686 nt
Organism: Acanthamoeba castellanii str. Neff
Lineage: Eukaryota; Discosea; Longamoebia; Acanthamoebidae
Product: zinc finger domain containing protein
Exons: 2
Coding region: 1-1686 (561 amino acids)
Molecular function (GO): metal ion binding
Source: RefSeq, a predicted model, not a curated record
AUGGAGGGAACGUUUCUAGCGCCAAACUCGCGAGCGCGAGGCCAUCGAGCGUCGGCCUCGUCGGCCCUGCUUCAGGAAUUAGAACGCACGGCAGCCAAUGCAUCGUCUUCGAGCGGCGGACGAGGCUCGCUGGGCAUCUCGCGCGAAUUGAGCAAAUUGAUCAACAAGAAGACGCCCACGAUGACCAAGGAGCAGGUUCUGCGCAAGGUGAGGCAGGGCGGGAGCGGGCUGCGCGGGAAUGCUGAAGAAGGCGAGGAAGAGGAGGAAGAGGAGGAAUGUGUAGAAGGAUUGACGCUCUACGAAACCUACCGCGAACCCAUCGCGCCGCCAGAGGAUCCCAACCAUACCACCACGCUCCAAGUGCGCAUGCUCAACGUGGAGCUCACCUGCCCCAUCUGCCUGGGCAUCAUGCGCCAGACGAUGACGGUCAUGGAGUGCCUCCAUCGAUUCUGCGACGAAUGCAUCUCCAAGUGCCUACGAUGGGGCAAGAAGGAGUGUCCCACCUGCCGCGUCCACUGCUCGUCGCGUCGCCAUCUUCGACCCGAUCCCAACUUCGACGCCCUCAUCGCCACCGUCUACCCCAACCUCGACGAGUACGAGGCCCAGGAGCAGGAGUUCAUCGCCGACAUCAACAAGCGAAUGAAUCGCAAAUCGCUCACCGACAGCGUCGAGAAGGGCCUCAUGCGCCAGAUGGCCGCUUCACGCGGUCCUCGUGGCAAGCGCGACAAGGAACAGCUCGAGGCCAUGGAGACCCCCUCCACCACUCCUUCCUCCUCUUCCUCAUCUCGCAAAAGGAAGUCUACUGCUGCUUCUUCUUCAUCUUCGUCUGGGCUCUCUUCUUCAUCUUCUUCAACUACUGCUACUACUCGCGCCUCCAACAAGAACUCCAAGAGAUCAAAAUCGCAGGACACACGGCAGAGGAACGGCGGGCUGGAGCAACAGGACGCGAAGCAGCCGGAGAUGGCGGCCAUCAGCCUGGAGCUCGACGCCUCGGGCAUCCCGCUGACGCACUACCACAUCCCGCACAAGCGAGUUUCAUCAUCUUCCUCCUCCUCAUCUUCUUCUUCUUCAUCAUCAUCAUCAUCGGCCGCCGUGGCCUCGUUCCUGAGCCGAGUCAACACCCUCAUCAGCUUCCUCCUUUUGCCUCACCCCGACGACGAGCGGCUGUCGGCCGUCAACACUCGGGGAGGAGGCAAUGACGAGCUCGCUGGCGCUGGCGCUGCCGCCGCGACGCCGCCGCCGCCGCCGCCCAGCAAUCUGACCCUCCAGCGGCCCUACCUGCGCACGUCGCGCAAGGUGACGAUGGCGCAUAUCGCCGACUUCCUGGCCUCCAAGUUACCGCAGCUGCCGCUCAGCGCGCCCUCUUCGUUCGAUUUGCUCGUCCCGCCGCGCGCCUCGACCGCCAGCCGAGCCGAUUCGGCCACGACCGCGUCACAGCAACAGCAGCAGAGCAAGCAGCCGGAAACGCGCUUCACGAUCAGCAUCCUGCCGACCGUGGCCGCGGCGGCGGCAACGAUGACGACGUUGACGGCAAACGGCGAGCAGCAGGAGAUGAGCGACAAGGCCGUUGUGGAAGCGGCGCCGGAGCAUGUGGCGUUGGAGGACGCGCUGACAAUCGAUGCGGUGGCGUCGCGCUUCUGGGACGGCAAGGGCGAUCUCACCCUCUACUACCGCCUCGCCGCCUGA